AUGGAGAGUCAGAACGAUUUGUCUCCACUGGGUCUACUGGCCGCAGAGUACACUCUGACUGAGGGAGACUUCCACCACCUGAAAAAGGCUCGGUUGACCCACCUUCACCUGCCUCCUGCCCCGUGUGACCUGAAGAUCCUCACCAUCAUGGAGUGCGACUCCACAGAGAGCAGCACCGUCAACAUCAGUGAGUCGGAAGCUACCAAACUGCCCCUCACCAUCUACCAGCCCACUGAGAGAAGAGUCCCUGACUGGAUGGGACAGAGCCUCAGCGGCGGUCUGCCAGGAGACCCGCACCACUCCACCAUCCUGGACCAGGGCCCCAGACAAGCCUCGUCAGCCAUGAAAAAACAGCACACACGGUCCCAGACAAUGGAGGCUGUCGGGGACAGGGGAGAGGCUGAGAGUGAGAAGGGGAUGAGAGGAGAGUUGACUCAAGCUCCGGGCCAGACCUCAGUUCUACAUUUCUUCUCUAAACUGCGACGCCAUGCCAGUCUGGAGGGGGCAGGGCCUUACUUCCAGAGGUGGAAGUUUGACAGCAGUCACCGGGCUGCCAGCCUGGAUGCCAAAGGAUCCCCAAAGAGAAAGCCCUUCCAGAGGCAGAGAGCAGCAAGUGAAACCACUGAUCACACCGAAGACGACUCUUCUGUCCAAGAUGAGGUCAUUGAAUCUUUCCCACACACUCCCAUCCAGACCAGUGGCCUCCAGUCACUCUCUGCAGAGUCUCUGUCUCACCCUGCCACCACACCCACAUCCUCAGUCUUCCUCAGCAGGCUAAAACUGGAGGCCAUGGUGGAGGUAGGUGGUGGCAACAGCACCAGAAGAGCAGAUUUCUGUUCGUCGACAAAUGAUAGUCACGCCCAGAGGAAAGAGGAGGCCACACCCAAUGGAACAGGAGCAGAAAAAGAAAAAAAGUUUGGCACAGUUAGGAGGAAAGAAGCAGCGGGAGUCGAGCUAAAACUGGUAGACGAUGAUGACUUGUUUGGGGCACAACAAGAAUCUGGCGUACAGGAAAGGUUUGAAGACAUGUCAAGGAAAACUAAAGACACAAAGACAGACCACAUGACAUCAGAUGUGAGGAAAAAGAGCGAGACAGAAGUAGAUGAUGGAGAUGAGGUGGUGUUGGGAGCUGAGGCCAGAGGAAGGGCCGACUCAGGCUCGUCUCUUUCCUUCAUGAUUCGCCAGGAGAGCUCAGAAGCUCCUCCCUCCCUGUACAGAGACAUUUGGAGCUUACGAGCCUCCCUGGAGCAAUACGCUUCCUCAGACCAGAGCAGCACAGAUCGGGAGUCCAUCCGCAGUGAUGCCGACAGCGUAUCAUCCCUAGGUGGGGCAGGACCUCGCUCUGGCCUAGACAGCUGCCUGUCUCAAGACUUGGAUGAUGAGCCUGAAGGAGAAGGGGACGGAGAGGUGCUGGAGGGAGGAAUCAAAGGGGCAUCAGGUGGGGACAGUGAGAUGGGAAGUGGAGCUGUAGGAGAAGGUGAGGCAGGGAACCGAAAGCUCCUCCAAAUGGACAGUGGCUAUGCCUCCAUUGAAGCACCAUCCAGGGCCCCUGAGGAAAUGCGCCUUUUUGGGACUCCUGGAGCUCCUCGAGGGAAGACAGCGUCCGAAAGAAGGUUGUUCUUCACUAGCUCUGGGAGAAAAGGUUCAGUGUGCGAGAGCAUUGAGGCCAAGCUGUUUCAGGAAGAGCUGGAGGAUGAGAUGGCCGACAGCACAGAGACAGAGGAGAAACUAAAGGAGAGCUCUCAAACUGGCAGCCAGCCUCUUACCCUUCAAGAACCAUAUCAACUUCUGAAAUCCCUUCAUCCUCAGAAACCUCCAGAAUCACAACCACAGCUGAUGUCGCCGCUGUUGAAGCCAGUCCCACCGCCCUCUAGUCCUCACCCACCACGUCUCCGUCGCCGUGACUACAGCAUUGAUGAGAAGACAGACGCGCUUUUCAACGAGUUCCUCCGCCAUGAUCCACGGUUUGACCAGCAGGAUUCUCCGCUGCGCUCCAGGCACCGAUCCAGAGUUCACCUCCGGAAACAGUGGCAGAGGCACAAGCAGUACAGCGAUCCGGGGUCAGGGGCUGGGGGUAGGUACUCCCCAUCUUUGGAGAGGCAGAGGUUCACUCCGCUGCGUAGAGGUGACAGCGCCGGUUACCCUCUGGACACCAGGUAUCACAGCACACUCUCGCGCAUUGCGAGUGCUGCCGAUGAAGAGGCCAGUGAGGUUGCAGGUUGUGAGGAAGCAGCCAAAGAGAGCGCAGUGAACAAAGAUCCAUCAAAUGAAGGAGCUUCGGGGAACGCCACAGAAAGUAAAGCCAGCGAAGCGUCUGAAGACACUGAAGCAACAAAGAGUUGCGCAGAGUCAACUGGUGAAGUCUCUACAAAAAAGGACACAGAAAGCACAACUAGCCAGUCUUUGACCACGGUGACUACACAGAAGAGCUACAUGGAUCCAAGAGUCGACAACAGAAACAACAACAGCAGUCAAGCUAUUCUAUCAGAGGUUUCCCUGCAGACAGAGAGCAGCCUGACAGACAAGCUGGUUGUGUCAGUGGAAGAAAGGCUCUAUGGCGGCCUGCGCAGUGCAGACAAGCUCAGUCAGGGAGGAACGGAGCGCAUGCUUACCGUGUCUCACACAGCUGCACCUGGCUUCAGUCCCAUAUAACUUGUUAACAAUCCCAUGUUCUUCAUUACCUUUAUUUCAAAUCCAUUGUCUAUAGAUGACAGACUUGGAACAUAAUGGUCUAUAGCACAAAUCAUAAUGUGUUUGACGUGGUCAAUCUCGAUGUCCUUUUACAUUUGGACAAA
Morone saxatilis (striped sea-bass) is the source of this 2795-nucleotide messenger RNA. RefSeq names its product voltage-dependent calcium channel beta subunit-associated regulatory protein-like. Gene Ontology annotation, cellular component: plasma membrane; secretory granule. Bases 1 to 2652 code for a protein of 883 amino acids. The record is from RefSeq and is a predicted model, not a curated record. Gene Ontology annotation, biological process: negative regulation of voltage-gated calcium channel activity; negative regulation of calcium ion-dependent exocytosis. Gene Ontology annotation, molecular function: transmembrane transporter binding. The transcript has 6 exons. Lineage: Eukaryota; Metazoa; Chordata; Actinopteri; Moronidae.